Messenger RNA from Ipomoea nil (Japanese morning glory), 2608 nucleotides. RefSeq names its product pentatricopeptide repeat-containing protein At4g04370. NCBI's taxonomy places the organism in Eukaryota, Viridiplantae, Streptophyta, Magnoliopsida, Solanales, Convolvulaceae. Gene Ontology annotation, molecular function: protein binding; RNA binding. The record is from RefSeq and is a predicted model, not a curated record. Gene Ontology annotation, biological process: RNA modification. The transcript has a single exon. The coding region runs from base 99 to 2360 and encodes 753 amino acids.
CAGAAAUGGCAAGGAAUCGUGUUCGUUAAACGUUACCGUUAUUAUAUUUAACGAUUUAUGAUAGUGAAGUGAUUCAGUGAGGAUACCAGAAAGAUACCAUGAACAAGCUCUCGCCCAACCGCUUUCAUCCUCCACUGUCAUCACUUCAAUCUACGACGGCCGCCGUCGCCGGCACCACCACCAAGUCAGUUAUUGCAACCAUCAACCGCCUCUCAUCCGAAGGCGCCCACCACCAAGUCUUACUCACUUACGCCUCCAUGCUAAAAGCCUCUAUUCUCGCCGACAACUUUACGUACCCCAGCCUCCUCAAAGCCUGCACUUCCCUUAACCUCUUCCGUCUCGGUCUUUCCGUCCACCAACACGUGCUUGUCAACGGGUACUUUUCUGAUCCUUACAUUGCCUCUUCUUUGAUAAGCUUCUAUUCUAAAUUUGGGCACACAGAAAACGCUCACAACUUGUUCGAAAAAAUGCAUGAGAGGAGUAUUGUCCCGUGGACAGCGAUUAUUGGGUGUUAUGCUCGUAGUGGUGAUAUUUGGAAUGCACUCUUCUUGUAUAAUUCUAUGCAACAGGAUGGGAUAAAGCCCAGUGCCAUUACUGUUUUGACAUUGCUUUCUGGGGUAACAGAGAGCAACCAAGUGAGAUGCUUUCAUUCUAGUAUUGUAAAAUAUGGCUUUACAUCUAACUUAGUUUUGAUGAAUUGUAUGUUAAGCUUGUACAGUAAAUGUGAAAGAGUUGGCUGUGCAAGGGACUUGUUUGAAUCCAUGCUUGAAAAGGAUAUUGUUUCUUGGAAUUCUUUGAUUUCAGGUUAUGUGUUGGAGGGGAACACCAAAGAAAUAUUGAGGCUUAUGCAUAGAAUGAGGUUUCAAGGUCUAGAUCCUGAUUCUCAAACAUAUGGGUCAUUGGUUUCUGCAAUUUCAAAAGAGGGUAGUUUUGAAAUUGGAAGAUUGGUGCAUGGUCAGAUCAUAGCAAACGGAUUUGAAUCAGAUGUACAUCUUGAAACAUCACUUAUAGUCAUGUAUCUUAAAUGUGGAAACUUGGAGGACGCGUUUAAUAUUUUUGAGAAAGCAAACAAUAAGGAUGCAGUUUUGUGGACAUCAGUUAUCUCGGGUCUUGUUCAGAAUGAAUAUGCAAACAAGGCAUUGGAAGUGUUUCGUUGGAUGCUGGAUUCGAGAACUGCACCAUCUACUAGUACCUUAGCCAGUGUACUUGCAGCUUGUUCACAGUUGGGUUUACUGAAAGUGGGAACCUCAAUACACUGCUAUGUACUGAGGCAGAGAAUCGUAAUUGACUCUCCUGCCCAAAAUUCUCUUGUCACUAUGUAUUCUAAGUGUGGCUAUUUAAAGCAAAGUCUCAUCAUUUUCCAUAUGAUAGAGAAAAAAGAUGUGGUAUCGUGGAAUGCCAUUGUUGCAGGGCAUGCUCAGAACGGACAUUUAUCAAUGGCUUUGCAUAUGUUUAAUGAAAUGAGAAUAACACAUCAAAAACCUGACUCAAUAACUAUUGUUUCUCUUCUUCAAGCUUGUGCCUCCACAGGAGCUUUCCAGCAGGGGAAGUGGAUCCACAACUUUGUUAUGCGGAGCUGUCUUGGACCUUGCAUUAUGAUUGACACUGCUUUGGUAGAUAUGUACUGCAAGUGUGGUGACUUAAACGCUGCAAGGAAGUGUUUCGACAGGAUGUUGGAACGUGAUCUGGUCUCGUGGAGCACGAUCAUUGCUGGAUAUGGUAGUCAUGGAGAAGGAAAGAUUGCGCUGGAGUUGUACUCGAAGCUUGUUGAAUGUGGGGUGAUACCAAACAGUGUCAUCUUUUUAACUGUUCUCUAUGCAUGCAGUCAUAAUGGACUUGUUGAGCAAGGCAUGAGGUUGUUUGAGUCUAUGAGAAAUGAUUUCAAAAUCGAGCCAGAACUGGAACACUGUGCCUGCAUUGUUGAUCUCCUUUGUCGAGCUGGUAGGGUUAAAGAAGCGUACGACUUCUACACAACAAUGUUCCCCGAGCCAAUGGUUGAUGCGUUGGGUAUAAUACUUGAUUCUUGUAGAGCGAAGGGUCUUGUAGAGCUUGGGGAUGUUAUUGCAAAGGAAAUUUCUGUGUUGGAACCUGAUGAUGCUGGAAAAUAUGUGCAACUGGCUCAUAGCUAUGCUUCAAAUACCCAGUGGGAGGGUGUUGGUAAGGCCUGGCUCCAAAUGAAAUCUCUUGGCCUGAAAAAACUUCCUGGUUGGAGUUUUAUCGAUUUACAGGGAAAUAUUACAACUUUUUUCAUGGGCCACAGUUCUCAUCCUCAACAUGAUGAUAUUGUGUGUGUUCUGAAAAAUCUGAGCAAGGAGAGCAGGGAACUGGUGUUCAUGCCAGACCUAGAAUUUUGUGACUGAUACUUAGAUCCUGCUUUUACAAGGAGCGUUAUGAAAAAUACUACUUGGACUCCCAGAUUUUACUCCCUCACACAAAUUGUUGAGGUAGACAUCUUUAUUGGUACCCACAGAAUGAAUAUAACUUAUAACAUCAGAUUGUAAAGUGAAGGAAUAGAACUUGAGAGUCCAUGUAUCAUAUAAUAUUCUUUGAGUAUGUAUUUAUGUAAAUUCUAUAAAUUUAUUUUUGAGCGAAAGAGAGCUCAUUAGGA